AUGCCAGCCUUCCAGCAGCAAGCAAUCGUGGACUUCAUGACGACCAAGUAUCCCACGACUACGCAGCAGCAGCUUCAAAGUGUGCACAAUAAUCGAGGCUUCUGCGAUCUGACCAAUGUCGAGUUGCUUGAGGCGUACUUAGCAGAGCAGCUGCAAAACAAAACCGUGGACAUCGAUGCUAAUCUGGCGUUGCUCAAGCUGUAUCUGGUUUAUCCCGCUACGGCUAACGCUACGGUUGUGGCCAAAAUUCUAGCAAAGGGAAUAAUGGCGAUACCCUCAACCUUCUUUUCCGGCGCCUCCACGAUGAUCCCGGAAAACAUUCGCGAGGAUGCAGUUGUGACGAAAAUGCUGCGAGCGGGUUUUCUGCUUCAAUCGUGCUUAUUCGAGGAUUAUUGGAAAGAAGAAGUUGCUCUUACCAAGGAGUUGCCAGGUUUUCUGGAUUCGGUACGCGCCUUUAUUCUGACAGCCGUUAGCCAUAGCCACAGUGCCAUCUCUAUUGAAGUCUUGGCAGCAAAGAUUAACGUUUCUAACAAGCGGGUACCGGAAAUAGUUGCUGCCGAGAAGUGGACGCUUGCUGACAACGUGAUCCAAAUAAGCCCGAAUGAGGAAAAUCAGAUGCAGGCAAAAAAAGUUCAGGAGAAUAUCGAGUUCGAGGACGUGCUUAAUGUCAUUCAUGUCCUCUGUAAAUAA
Molecule: messenger RNA, 690 nt
Organism: Plasmopara halstedii
Lineage: Eukaryota; Oomycota; Peronosporomycetes; Peronosporales; Peronosporaceae
Product: translation initiation factor subunit k
Exons: 3
Coding region: 1-690 (229 amino acids)
Biological process (GO): regulation of translational initiation
Cellular component (GO): eukaryotic translation initiation factor 3 complex; cytoplasm
Molecular function (GO): ribosome binding; translation initiation factor activity
Source: RefSeq, a predicted model, not a curated record